Molecule: messenger RNA, 855 nt
Organism: Lizanozyma spartinae
Lineage: Eukaryota; Fungi; Ascomycota; Pichiomycetes; Serinales; Debaryomycetaceae
Exons: 1
Coding region: 1-855 (284 amino acids)
Source: RefSeq, a predicted model, not a curated record
AUGAAGUUUUCUUAUGCCUUAUUGGGCUUAACUGCCCUAGCAUCUGCUGCUGCUGAUUCUUUUGGUUUACGUGCAAAAGCUGCAGGCUCUGCUCUUGACAAUACACCCAUUUAUAAAGUCGACUCUCAUCCUCAUGUCUUCUCUGUUGCUGGUAAUGAGGGAGUUGAAUUGUCUCUCACCUUAUACAGUGAUGGCACAAUGACAGAUCAAACUGGUCGAGGUGUUUAUGUUGACCCAAACACCGGAGAAGUUGGUAACGUUGAUCCUUUUGGUCAACAAGCUAACUCUAAGAAUUUUGGCAUUAACAAUGGUUAUUUAACUUAUAAGGGUAGUGAAGACUUCUAUGCUUGUCCAUCAGGUCCCAACAAAUGGUCCUUAACUGUGAAGGGUGGUUGUACUGGAGGUACUCAAAUUAUGUUGCAAGUUUGUGGUGCUCCAGUUCCUCCACUGUCUACAUUCUGGUUAUCUGCUGAUGCUCCUUCCUCUCCUCUUGAUGGUAAGAAUAUUUAUAAGGUCGACUCUCAUCCUCAUGUAUUCUCUGUUGCUGGUAAUGAAGGUAGUACCUUGUAUGUUACUUUGCAAUCUGAUUCUUCCUUGGUUGACAGCACAGGACGUGGUGUUUACGUCGACCCUAACACUGGAGAAGUUGGUAACGUCGAUCCAUUCGGUCAACAAGCUGCUCUGAAGGGAUGGUCUGUUACUUCAGACAACCACUUGGCAUGGUUAGGUAGUGUUUCAUUUAAUGCUUGUCCAUCUGGUCCAAACAAGUGGUCUUUGUCUGUUAAAGGCUGUACUGGUAAUACUGGAAUUAAGCUUUCCACACAUUUUGUCACCCACAGAAAGAGAUCAGAAUGA